Aspergillus pseudonomiae is the source of this 1144-nucleotide messenger RNA. RefSeq lists its product as uncharacterized. The record is from RefSeq and is a predicted model, not a curated record. The coding region runs from base 373 to 1083 and encodes 236 amino acids. The transcript has a single exon. NCBI's taxonomy places the organism in Eukaryota, Fungi, Ascomycota, Eurotiomycetes, Eurotiales, Aspergillaceae.
GCAGGAAGGUAAAGCCGAGGUGACUGACAGGUCGGCGCGCGAAGGAUGAAUCGGACUCUUCCCUGCUACGACAAGUCUGAGAGGGAUUGGCAGCCAAAGCCUCACAGUUUGGGUUUUAUCCCCACCUGGCAUACUUUGCGCCACUCCUGAGCGCGACACGAGAGGGCGUGGAGCCCUUUGUCUGCCUAUAGUGUGGAUCAAUAAUGCCCCGCGGGAAAUGGACUGCCGACGAGAUGGGCACCAGUGCGUCAGCAGCAGUCGCCAACACAACAUGCUUCACCGUGGCAAUCCGCGGAGAUUCCACCAUGGCCGUCACGAUAACUAAGCAUCCAAGCCCCCGUCCCGACAUGCGAAACGAAAUUGCUUCUCACCAUGCAGAAGAGGAAGCAAUAUCUAGGAGCGGAAGACUUCUACAAAGGCAAGAGAUCAGCACCCUUCCGCAUACAAUGGAAGUGUCUGUCCCCUAACCCGAUACCAGGUCUUAGAUUGUUGGAUUCCAAGUUGGCCGCGAUCCCGAUCAUUGUUGCUUUCGCACCCAUUAAAGUCAUUGCGGCCGGAGGAUUUUUCGCCGUGGCCCACCUCAAGAACCGACAAACCACCAAAGACCUGGACUACCUGCUGGAACCUGACUGGGCGAAUGACAAUGACAUCAAACAAUCGCUUCGGGAGGCAAUCGUGCAGGUCGCGGACGAGCUGGGAUACCCGCAAAAUUGGGCGAAUGACGAUGUCGCCCUGUUCGUGACCAAGCAGGCGAGGCACUUGCUGAUGAGCCUGGCCUUGAAACAGAAUAUUGUACUUUGGUCCGGGAAUCAGAUUACCGUUCUUUCUGCACCGGUCGAAUGGGCGUUGGAACGGAAAUUGCGACGCAUUUACGCAGCGGACCGGGGCCGGAAGGCUGAACUAGAUCUAUCUGAUGCGCUGGCGAUGCUGAACCUCUUGAAGAACGACAAAGGGGGGAAACUGGACAUGGAAUAUUAUCGCACAUUAAACAUCAACGGCUUCGACGUGGUCCCGGAUCACGAGACGAUGCAACGCGUAUCGGCCGCUUACAAGGCAAAAUACAAUGAGGAAAUCUUCUUCUGAUCCUACGGAGAUCGAUGGCCAUGACGGGACCAUAUGCGGCACGAGGUGUUGCCUUGGUGGC